AUGGGGUUCUUCGAUUUCUUCUACGAUAUCCUCGCCAGCCUCGGGCUGUGGCAGAAGAACGCCAAGAUCCUCUUCCUGGGUCUCGACAACGCCGGCAAGACGACGCUGAUGCACAUGCUCAAGGACGAGCGCCUCGCGCAGCACCAGCCGACGCAGUACCCAACCUCAGAGGAGCUGUCCAUCGGGCAGAUCAAGUUCAAGGCUUUCGACCUGGGCGGGCACGAGGUGGCUCGCAGGGUUUGGAAGGAUUACUACGCCAAGGUUGACGCCAUCGUGUUCCUCGUCGACGCGGUUGACAAGGAGCGCUUCGCCGAGAGCAAGAAGGAGCUGGACUCGCUGCUGUCCGAUGAUUCCCUCGGGCAGGUGCCGUUCCUGAUCCUGGGCAACAAGAUCGACAUCCCGCACGCGGCGAGCGAAGAGGAGCUCCGCCACUGCCUCGGCCUGACCAACUACACCACGGGCAAGGGGAAGGUCAACCUGGAGGCGACCAACAUGAGGCCGAUCGAGGUGUUCAUGUGCUCCGUCGUCAAGCGCAUGGGGUACGGCGAGGGGUUCCGCUGGGUGUCCCAGUACAUCAAGUAAACGAUCGGGCGAAUAAAGGGGAAGUGAUUUGAAUGAGGAGGAGGUUGGCCGACCGAGGGUGAAGGAGGAGGCGGGGAGAAAAAGGCGGGACGAGCCGGCGCUUGGAAAAAUACAAAGAGAAGAGGGCUCCUCCCGACGAACUUUCGCGGCGGCGCGGGACGUCGCGGGGGACGCCCGAGAUUAGUCUUUCGUGAAUAAUCAUACCGAGGGAACGCCCG
Messenger RNA from Micromonas commoda, 800 nucleotides. RefSeq lists its product with no specific name. The record is from RefSeq and is a predicted model, not a curated record. Gene Ontology annotation, molecular function: GTPase activity; GTP binding. Gene Ontology annotation, biological process: intracellular protein transport; endoplasmic reticulum to Golgi vesicle-mediated transport; vesicle organization. The transcript is spliced from 3 exons. Gene Ontology annotation, cellular component: endoplasmic reticulum exit site; COPII vesicle coat. Lineage: Eukaryota; Viridiplantae; Chlorophyta; Mamiellophyceae; Mamiellales; Mamiellaceae. Bases 1 to 582 code for a protein of 193 amino acids.